AUGGCUUCCCCACCAAGUGUAAAUGAGCAAAAAGCUAUGAAAUGGGACAAAGAAAGUACUCUCAAGCUAAUUGAGAUGUACGAGGCACAUCCAGAACUUUGGAAUUGCAUAUUGAAGGAGUACAGAGAUCGGGAUAAAAAGGCUCAAGCUAUAAAAAAUAUAGCAGAUCAGUUAAAAACCACUGAAGCCGAAGUGGAAGAAAAAUGGCAUAAUUUAAGGUGUCAAAUGAAUUCGGAGAUAAGGAAAAUUAAAAAAACCAAAAGUGGAGAUGGAACUGAUGAUAGACUGUGGAAAAGUAAAUUUUCUGGAGGAGUCUCAAUUACAAAGCAUAGAAAAACCAACAACAUAAAUACUACAACUCAUCGUUCGAAAAAACUAAAAACCAAAGCCAAGGAAAAAACGGACGAGGAAGGUGAUGCAAUGCUAGAAAAGGCUAAAAACAUACUAAAUACACCAACUGACGAGUAUACCGUAUUUGGUGAAUAUGUUGCUAGUGAAUUACGGCAGCUGCGUUCUGAUGAACGAAAAAGAAGAUUAAAACGAAUAAUCCAGAAAGCUAUAGUUGCAAUGAGCGAGGAAGAUGAAGUGGAGUUUUCUGGAUAGAACACUUACACCUUUAAUGUCGCCUACUUAUUCACAUUCGAGUACAUACCCAUCAACUUCAAAUACGGUUGAAAGUUUUGAAGAGGCACCGAUAACAAAUACAACUACAAACCUUCCUCCAAUCACGCAGUUUUACGAAAAUUACUUACCUGGAGAUAAUCCGUUUUCAGCACAGUAAAUAUCGCUUCACAAACUUCAGGUAUAAUCCUUGAAAUGGUCGUGACUGGAAUCCGAAAAAGGUAUUGCAGGGAAUGAUAGCUAUCUCCUACAAUUAAAAAUGAUUUAAUUAGAAGUUGUUUUUGUUUGCUUUUUAAGUUAAAUACAUCCUAGAAAACAAA
Messenger RNA from Acanthoscelides obtectus, 941 nucleotides. The record is from the annotation of a GenBank genome assembly. NCBI's taxonomy places the organism in Eukaryota, Metazoa, Arthropoda, Insecta, Coleoptera, Chrysomelidae.